UACAUUCCCACCAGCAGUGCACAAGUGUUUCGGUUUCUCCACAUAGGAGAAUCUGCGAGAAGUCUCUAUGAUGGUUGCUUCAGCCCUCAGUAGAGUCUCCUGUGCCUGUGUCCACCUGGUGAGCAAGGCCAGUUAUGUGUCCCGAGGCUGUCAGCAUCAGAGCUGGGGCUGGAGGCCUGCUGCUUCUGAUCUUGCUGCCCCAGGAGCUCCUGGUGGUGUGGUGGAGCUGCUGGGCAAGUCCUACCCUCAGGAUGACCACACCAAUCUCAGCCGGAAGGUCCUCUCCAAGGUAGGCAGGAAUCUGCACAACCAGCAGCACCACCCUCUGUGGCUGAUCAAGGAGAGGGUGAAGGAGCAUUUUUACAAGCAGUAUGUGGGCCGCUUCGGGACUCCACUUUUCUCGGUCUACGACAACCUUUCUCCAGUGGUCACCACCUGGCAGAACUUUGACAGUCUGCUCAUCCCAGCUGACCACCCCAGUAGGAAGAAGGGGGACAACUAUUACCUAAAUCGGACACACAUGCUGAGAGCACACACGUCAGCUCACCAGUGGGACUUGCUGCACGCUGGGCUGGACGCCUUCAUCGUGGUGGGCGAUGUCUACAGGCGCGACCAGAUUGACGCCCAGCACUACCCUGUUUUCCACCAGCUGGAAGCUGUCCGGCUCUUCUCCAAGCACGAGUUAUUUGCUGGCAUAAAGGAUGGAGAAAGCCUGCAGCUGUUUGAACAGAGUUCGCGCUCUGCCCAUAAGCAAGAGACACACACCAUGGAAGCCAUGAAGCUUGUAGAGUUUGAUCUUAAGCAAACACUUACCAGGCUUGUGACAUAUCUUUUUGGAGAUGGCCUGGAGAUCAGAUGGGUAGACUGCUACUUUCCAUUUACUCAUCCUUCCUUUGAGAUGGAGAUCAACUUCCACGGAGAAUGGCUAGAAGUUCUUGGCUGUGGGGUGAUGGAACAACAACUGGUCAAUUCAGCUGGUGCUCAAGACCGAAUGGGUUGGGCUUUCGGCUUAGGAUUAGAGAGGCUGGCCAUGAUCCUCUACGACAUCCCUGACAUCCGUCUCUUCUGGAGUGAGGAUGAGCGCUUCCUGAAGCAGUUCCGUGUAUCUAACAUUAAUCAGGAGGUGAAGUUUCAGCCUCUUAGCAAAUACCCUGCUGUGAUAAACGACAUUUCAUUCUGGUUGCCUUCUGAGAAUUACGCAGAGAAUGAUUUCUAUGACUUAGUCCGGACGAUUGGAGGAGACCUGGUGGAAAAGGUUGAUCUUAUAGACAAGUUUGAACAUCCAAAGACACACAAGACCAGCCACUGCUACCGCAUCACCUACCGCCAUAUGGAGCGCACCCUAUCCCAGAGAGAGGUCGGGCACGUCCACCAGGCUGUGCAGGAGGCUGCGGUGCAACUGCUAGGUGUGGAGGGCAGGUUCUGAUGUCACCGCCUCACCUGGGCUGCGGCACUCUCAGGGCUCUAGGAUUUGCUGAAAGAGGAAAGAAAUGGUUUGUGGACUGCGGCAUCAGUCAUUUUUGAUAAAUGGGUCAGUUUUAGGAUUUUUAGAAAAUAAAGGAUCACUCUUGAGAAACU
Otolemur garnettii (small-eared galago) is the source of this 1578-nucleotide messenger RNA. It is a transcript of the gene FARS2, whose product is annotated as phenylalanyl-tRNA synthetase 2, mitochondrial. NCBI's taxonomy places the organism in Eukaryota, Metazoa, Chordata, Mammalia, Primates, Galagidae. Gene Ontology annotation, biological process: phenylalanyl-tRNA aminoacylation. The coding region runs from base 68 to 1426 and encodes 452 amino acids. The transcript is spliced from 7 exons. The record is from RefSeq and is a predicted model, not a curated record. Gene Ontology annotation, molecular function: phenylalanine-tRNA ligase activity; tRNA binding; ATP binding. Gene Ontology annotation, cellular component: mitochondrion; cytoplasm.